This is a messenger RNA of Motacilla alba alba, 2011 nucleotides long. It is a transcript of the gene NKX6-1, whose product is annotated as NK6 homeobox 1. Lineage: Eukaryota; Metazoa; Chordata; Aves; Passeriformes; Motacillidae. Gene Ontology annotation, biological process: regulation of transcription by RNA polymerase II; cell differentiation. Gene Ontology annotation, molecular function: RNA polymerase II cis-regulatory region sequence-specific DNA binding; DNA-binding transcription factor activity, RNA polymerase II-specific. The record is from RefSeq and is a predicted model, not a curated record. The transcript has 3 exons. The coding region runs from base 654 to 1688 and encodes 344 amino acids. Gene Ontology annotation, cellular component: nucleus.
AAGAAGAAAAAAGAGAGUGGAAAAGGAGAAGAGGGGAAAAUAGAAGAAAAGCCGGCAGAAGAGAGGAGAGGGAAGCCGGGCGAGCCCGAAGUUGGUGGCAGGGCGGGCGAGGCGCGGGUGGGCAGGGCCGGCUGCUGCCCCGCCCCCGCCCCGCCGCCGCCGCCGCCGCCGCGCCCGCUGCCGGCCGUGCCCCCGCUAAAGGAGGCAGGGAGCGGGGCGGCGCGGCAGUGCGCACCGAGCCGCGCCCGCAGCCCCGACAGCAGCCGGCAAGAACCGCGCCGGGAGGGAUGCGGGGCGCCGGGGACGAGGCAGGGACGGCGAACGCAGGCCCCUCGCCGCUGUGAGCCCCCGGCCGCCGGCGGGCAGCGGGAGCGGCGGUCUAUCAGCGUAGGCGCACGGCCGCUGCGCAGACACGCGUACAGCCGUCGUCCGACAGCACCGCCGCUUUCCGCCCCGGGAGCGUCCGCCGAGGCGCAGCCUCGAUGCCCGGCGGGACGGCGGGGCCGCCGCGUGUGGCUCCCUGCUAGAGGCGGCGGCCCCCGCGGGUUGGAUGCGCGUCGCCGGUGCGGGCGGCACCCCCGGGCCGGCCGCCGGGGCCCCGCGGCGCUAGGGGCCGUCCGGGCCCCCCGCCCCGGGCCGGCGGUGGCACGGGGAUGCUGGCGCUGGGGCAGAUGGACGGCGCGCCCCGGCAGGGCGCCUUCCUGCUGGGCAGCCCGCCGCUGGCCGCCCUGCACAGCAUGGCCGAGAUGAAGGCGCCGCUGUACCCCGCGUACCCCCUGCCCGCCGGGCCCGCCUCCUCCUCCUCCGCCUCCGCCUCGCCCGCCUCCGCCUCGCCCUCGCCGCCGCUCGGCUCCCCCGGCCUCAAGGCGCCCGCCGCCUCCGCCGCCGCCGCGGGCGGGCUCUCGGCGCUGGGCACGGCCCCGCCGCAGCUCUCGGCCGCCACCCCGCACGGCAUCAACGACAUCCUCAGCCGGCCCUCCAUGCCCCUGCCGGGCGCCGCGCUCGCCUCCGCCUCGCCCUCCGCUUCCUCGGCGGCGCCCGCCGGGCUGCUGGCCGGGCUGCCCCGCUUCGGCAGCCUCAGCCCUCCGCCGCCGCCGCCUCCCGCCCUCUACUUCAGCCCUGGGGCCGCCGCCGCCGCCGCCGCCGUGGCCGCCGGGCGCUACCCCAAGCCGCUGGCCGAGCUGCCCGGCCGGACGCCUAUCUUCUGGCCGGGGGUGAUGCAGAGCCCGCCGUGGAGGGACGCCCGCCUCGCCUGCGCCCCCCAUCAAGGCUCAAUUUUGCUGGAUAAGGACGGAAAGAGAAAACAUACAAGACCCACUUUUUCUGGCCAGCAGAUUUUCGCUCUGGAAAAGACUUUUGAACAGACGAAAUACCUGGCGGGCCCGGAGCGAGCCCGGCUGGCCUAUUCCCUGGGGAUGACGGAGAGCCAAGUAAAGGUCUGGUUCCAGAACCGACGGACCAAGUGGCGGAAGAAGCACGCGGCGGAGAUGGCGACGGCAAAGAAGAAGCAGGACUCGGAGACGGAGCGGCUGAAGGGCGCCUCGGAAAACGAGGACGAGGACGAUGACUACAACAAGCCCCUGGACCCCAAUUCGGACGAUGAGAAGAUAACGCAACUUCUGAAGAAACACAAGCCGGGGGGCGGCGGGCUAUUGCUGCAUCCCUCGGAGGGGGAGGCCUCCGUCUAGCCUGCUUCGCCCGCCGCCGCUUUCGGAGAUGUACAGAUCUAUUUUUCUAGACGCCCAGGAGGAGGAGGAGACGCCGGAGGGAGAGCAGAGAGGACUGCCGGCAGCGGGCCCCGGCGGGCGCGCCCGGUCCCCCGCGCCGCGCGUUGUUGUAGGGUGGCGGGCGGAGAGGAGCGGCGGGGGCUGGCCCGACCCCCGGCUCCGCUCCCGGCCGUGCGGCGGCCGCGUCUUUGCCGGCUCUUUGUAAAUAAACCGUGAGUCACCGCGACCAUAGGCGUUCCUUACUGUGAAUAUUUAAAAUGUAAUAUACAUUCUUUUUUUUUUUU